This is a messenger RNA of Punica granatum (pomegranate), 1954 nucleotides long. The record is from RefSeq and is a predicted model, not a curated record. NCBI's taxonomy places the organism in Eukaryota, Viridiplantae, Streptophyta, Magnoliopsida, Myrtales, Lythraceae.
AGAAGCCGGUUUUAUCGCCGGCUCGUAUUUACAUAUUCUAACACACAACGGAGGAGACAGGCAGACUGGUCAUCGUCCUCCUUUCACCAGCCCAGAGGCCGGAGCCACUCUCCCCCACCGCACCACCCACACAGUGACCCUCGGCCGGCCGGCUGCUUACAGCGUCAGAGAGAGAGGGUGGGAAAAGUCAAAUUCCUCUAAGAAAGAGCGAGUGAAUAAAGCCGCCAUUCCUCUCCUUCUUCCCCCUUUCUCUUUGACUUCGUCUCCUCCCUCUGUUGACUCUCCCUCCCUUCCCCUUCCUCUUUCCCUUCCCAUUCCCUCUUUUGUUGAUUGAUAUUACAUACAUACAUACCUAAAUUCAGCAGGCAGCAUUAAUCUCUGAAUUGUAGUAGCGUUAGACGUCGACCGCUUCGAGAAGGAAUCGGACAAUCUACUCCUCCUCCUCCGGCCAUGCCUCCAGCUCCGGCUUCUGAAGGCAGCACGGCGCUUGUGAGAGCUUAUAAAAUCUGGCAGGGCAGCAAUAUAUUUGUCCUUCAUGGAAGAUUAAUAUUCGGGCCAGAUGCAAGAUCUAUAUGGCUUACUCUGCUCAUGAUGGUUGCUCCUGUGGCUGUUUUCUGUGUCUUUGUUGCCGGAAAAUUGAUGAAUGAUUUUCCUCAUCGCUGGGGCAUAUCGAUUAUGGUUUUUGCCAUUGUCUUAUCAUUGGCCAAUCUGAUCUUUCUUCUAUUAACGUCGACAAGAGAUCCUGGUAUAGUGCCACGCAACAGUCGCCCUCCAGAAACAGAAGACCACCUAGAUGAUGAGAAUUCUCAAAGUGAAGCGGUGCAUAACUCACGGACGAGAUACAGACGCACUAAGGAAGUUUAUGUCAACGGAAUGCCCGUGCAAGUCAAAUAUUGCGAAACCUGCAUGCUCUAUAGACCUCCUCGCUGCUCUCACUGUUCCAUAUGUGACAAUUGCGUCGAGAGAUUUGACCAUCAUUGCCCUUGGGUUGGCCAGUGCAUUGGAGCGCGGAACUACCGGUUCUACUUCCUCUUCGUGCUAUCUGCAACUAUUCUAUGCAUAUACGUGUUUGCCUUUUGCUGGGUCUAUGUUGUGAGAAUAAUGCACGGGGAAGAAACCACGGUGUGGAAAGCAUUGAUUAAGACUCCCGCCUCAAUUGUGCUGAUAAUUUACAGUUUCUUAUUAGUAUGGUUUGUGGGAGGCUUGACCGUUUUCCAUUCAUGCCUCAUCAGUAGGAACCAGACAACGUAUGAGAACUUCAGGGCCCUCUAUGAGCGGCAAGCUAAUCCAUACAACAAAGGGGUGAUUGGAAACUUCAAGGAGGUCUUCCUCUCUUCAGUUCCUCCGUCAAAGAACAAUUUCCGGGCUAAGAUCCGAAAGGAGCCCGACUUCCCCUCUAGGAGGGUGAAUGGCAAUGGCAGUUAUAUCAUCAACGAUCUGAGCUCGGGGAAGACGACCAGUGACAUAGAAAUGGGGAUGAAGCCAUUGGCAUCAUCAUGGGAAGAGUUUGGGGGUGAACUGGGCAGAGAAGCUGAAGACGACCUCAGCAGCGGUCAUAUCAUAAAGGUGGUAAGUGCAUUGGGUGUGGCCGGUGAAUAUGGGGAGCAAAUGUGCGAUGCAAAUGUUGUCUCGGAGGAGCCUGAACGUGAAGCUUUCCCUCCCAAGGGAAGCCAAGGGGACUCUAGAUCUGAGACUCAGUAAUGCGAGACAGAUCCCAGUCUCACAUGGUAAAAGAACAGGAAGGAAUGUUUGAUUGUUUCGUACAUAUAUAUAUAUAUAUAUAUAUAUUUUAUCAUGAUAAAUACAUAUAGACACGAGUGUGGAUGGACAAAGAAACACAGCAAGAUGUACCAUUGGAUUUUGUACAGCUAGUGGUCGUUGAAAGGAGACAAAUAGAGAAGAGAAGAAAGAGUGCGUCGGGGACAAAUAUUGGAUUAUAAUGCGACUUCUCGCA